AUGGAGCCGAAACGAAAAGUUCUUCACGAGAAUCCCGACUAUGCACCACAUGCGCAUCUCGACAAGCGACGCCACGUGGUACGAGAGGCAAAACCCAGACUCGCGCGCCACGAAUACACUGUGGGCUGGAUCUGCGCCAUAGUUACGGAGUACGUCGCUGGGCAGGCGCUGUUAGACGAAGAGCACGAGCGCCAUCACGACCUCCCCUUGCAUGAUGCGAGCCACUAUACACUGGGCAGAAUUGGGCAGCACAACAUUGUCAUGGCCGUGUUGCCAGAAUAUGGCACAUCGGCCGCGACAGCCGUUGCUAGGGAUAUGCUGCAUAGCUUUCCCCACGUCCGCAUCGGUCUGAUGGUGGGCAUUGCUGGCGGCGCUCCGACACGCAAGAACGAUAUCCGUCUCGGAGAUAUCGUGGUCGGUACUCCUCGUAAUGGACAGAGCAGUGUGGUUCAAUACGACUUCGGAAAGGCCGUACAAGGUCAAAACUUUCAGAAAACCGGUUUGUUGAACCAGCCGCCAUGGCGCUUGAGCACCGCAGUCAACGGACUCCAAGCCCGGCACAGGAGAGGCGGGCACCAAAUACAAGAGACCAUCAGCGAUAUUCUUGAUGAAUACCCAAACUUGAAGAGUGAAUAUGCUCGUCCAGGUCACGAUAGCGACAUGCUUUAUCGAAGCAGUGUUGUCCACCCUUCAACGUCUGAGGGGCCCUGUGCCGAAGUUUGUGGGCAUGCCCCUUCAAAGAUCGUGGACAGACCUGCGCGGGCUGCGGACAAGCUUGUUGUUCACUACGGAACAAUUGCCUCAGCCAACCAGGUGAUGAAAGACGCCUUAAUUCGCGACAAGCUUGCCAUCGAACACAACUUCUUAUGCUUCGAAAUGGAGGCUGCAGGUCUAAGCAACACCCUUCCUUGCUUGGUUAUUCGCGGCAUUUGCGACUACUCUGACUCCCACAAGAACAAGGCAUGGCAAGGAUACGCAGCCAUUGCUGCUGCUGCAUAUGCCAAAGAUCUGUUGUUUGAGCUUAGUCGGCUAUGUUCUCCAACGCCAGCUCCGACAUCAACUCAGUUGCGCAACCUGGGGGUUGCCGUUGAUGGGGAACAACACCUGAUUGACGAACGAAGAAAGCAACUGCUGGAAUCAUUGACCUUCGAACAAAUUGAUGCUCGGCAAAUGACUAUUAAGAGAGCGCACGCUAGAACAUGCAAAUGGGUACUGAAAAGUUCUCAGUAUCUCGACUGGCUGGAUCAUAGCAAACGCGACACACAUCAUGGUUUCUUAUGGAUCAAAGGAAAACCAGGAACAGGGAAAUCGACGUUGAUGAAGUUCAUAUCCACGAAUUACCGCAAGAAAAUGCAGCAAAGCACUUUAAUCACCUUCUUCUUCAACGCACGAGGCGAGCAACUGGAGAAGUCCACAACGGGAAUGUACAGAUCGCUGCUUGUUCAACUUAUUGUCGGUUUUCCUCAGCUUCGGACGUUCUUAGACUUUCCAGCUAUGAUGACACCAACAAACGGGCUUCUAGUGUGGACUCUUGAGUCCCUCAAAGACCUUUUCGAAGAGGCAGUCUUGAACAUUGAGAAUCUGUCUGUGACUUGCUUCAUAGACGCACUGGAUGAGUGUGACGAAGAUGAGAUACGGAACACGGUGUCGUUCUUCGAACACGUUGCCGAAGCUACUACGCGGAAGAGGGUGAGCUUUCAGGUCUGCUUCUCGAGUAGGCAUUACCCUUACAUCACGAUUUCGAAGGCAGUCAGCCUCGUUCUGGAAGGGCAACAAGGGCAUCAGGAUGACAUCAUCAACUAUGUGAGCAGCGAAUUGAAGAUCGGGGAUAGCAAAGUCGCCCAGCAGAUCCGCCAUGAUCUUCAGGAAAAGGCGUCUGGAGUUUUCAUGUGGGUUGUUCUGGUCGUGGACAUUCUCAACAAGGAAUACGACGGAGGUCGCAUGCAUCGACUUCGACAAAGACUUCGAGAAAUCCCUAGCGACCUGAAUACUUUGUUUCGAGACAUUUUGGUCCGUGAUCGCCACCACAGGGAUGAACUGCUUCUUUGUAUCCAAUGGGUGCUCUUCGCGAAGGAGCCGUUGAGACCGGAGCAACUGUACUUUGCGAUACUGUCCGGGGUUGAGAUCGAUUCAACCGAAGCCUUGUCUGACUGGGACCCUGAGGAUAUCACAGCCGACAUUAUGAAGAGGUUCAUCCUUGAUUCCUCCAAGGGCCUCACUGAAGUCACCAAGGCAAAAACCCCGACAGUCCAGUUCAUCCAUGAGUCGGUGAGAGAUUUUCUCCUGAAGCACGAUGGACUGAGUCAAAUCUGGUCCGAGUUUGGCAGUAACUUCAGCGGGCAAUGUCAUGAAAGACUGAAAUGCUGCUGCAUCAACUAUCUUAAUGUUGCCACAUCCGUGCAAAUCGGCAAGACUCUCCCACAAGCCUCGUCCGGCGAAGCCCAUAAGCUGCAAGAAUCGGCAGAGAAGAAAUUUCCCUUUCUGCAGUAUGCCACGCAGCAGGUUCUGUAUCACAGCGACAAAGCGGAAGAAGCAGGAGUCGGCCAGCUUGAAUUUCUUCAAUCGUUUGAUCUCGCCGGUUGGAUAACCUUGGACAAUCUUUUCGAAAAGCACAGAAUACGUCGGCAUACGCCUAAUGCCAGCCUGUUGUACAUCUUAGCUGAGCAAAACAGAGCCAAACUCAUCAGAAUCAACCGCCACAAGCUGGCAUGCUUCAAAGUUGAAGAUGAGAGGUAUGGUACCCCAAUGCUUGCGGCUCUAGUUACCCAGAGUUCUGAUGCUGUACACGCAUUUUUGACUGCUCAUAAAGAAGCCAAUCCUAGCAGCUUGGCACUCAAAAAUUUGAAGAUGUCCCACCGUCAGGAAUGGACCGUGUUAAACAAGCAUUCACGGGAUUUCACCUUCAAUGCGAAAAAAGGCGUCUUUCUGCAUGCGUCUGAAUUCGGCAACGAAAUGGUCGUUGCUCUGCUCUUCGAGCUAGGAGAGACCAAAAUCGUUAUUGCAGACACUCGAUUCAGCAAGGCGAUGUCAUACGCCGCCAAGAGUGGGCACUUGGCCAUCUGCCACUUGUUUGUGAAUAAUGGCCAGAUAAACAUCGACCAACCGGACGAGUCUGGCUUGACACCAUUAUGUCACGCGUCCAUACACGGACAUGACACCAUCGUCAGCCUGCUUAUUGGAACUGGGCGAGUCCAUAUCCAGCGUAAGGACAAAGACGGCCGAACGGCAUUCUUUCAUGCUUCUAAGCAAGGGCAUGCCGCUGUUGUCAGACUGCUUGUUGAAACCGGUCAAGUCCAUAUUGACCAGAAGGACACAAGCGGCCGAACGGCAUUCUCACUUGCUUCUGAAAACGAUCGCUAUGAUGUCGUGAAGCUACUCGUUGAAUCAGAUUCAAUCGAGGUAAACUCCAGAUGCAACAAGGGUCGAACACCGCUUUCAUACGCCGCGUCCAAAGACUCGAAUUCAACCGUUCUGAAGUUCCUGCUUGAGAAUACUGAAGCCGAUGUGAACUUGAGGGAUAUAUCAGGCAAAUCCCCGUUGUCGUAUGCUGCACUGAAGGCCUUUCCAAAUAACAUGAAGCUCUUGCUAGACACUGGUAUGGUCGAGGUCGACGCUAGAGACGAGUCGGGGAGAACACCUUUGUCAUAUGCUGCAGGAAGUUUGUUCUAUGGUGUUGGUGCAGUCUGCGCUGCGGCACAAAAGGUCAAGCUUCUUCUUGAGACAGGUCGGGUCGAGGUGGAGUCUCGGGACAACUGGGGACGAACACCACUAUUACAUGCAGCCCAGACUGGCUAUGUUGAACCUGCCAAACUGUUAUUAGACACGGGUCAGGCCAGUAUAUAUUCAGAAGACAGGAACGGACAGACACCUUUAUCGUUCUGCUCUUCGCGGUUUGUUUACGAAGAAAGUCCCUUUGUCCUAUUAUUCAAACUCUACCUUUGA
Messenger RNA from Colletotrichum aenigma, 3942 nucleotides. Its product is annotated as Ankyrin repeat domain-containing protein 50. The coding region runs from base 1 to 3942 and encodes 1313 amino acids. The transcript has a single exon. Gene Ontology annotation, molecular function: protein binding; catalytic activity. The record is from RefSeq and is a predicted model, not a curated record. Gene Ontology annotation, biological process: nucleoside metabolic process. Lineage: Eukaryota; Fungi; Ascomycota; Sordariomycetes; Glomerellales; Glomerellaceae.